AUGGGCAACGGAAACUCAAAGUCGCCACAGCAGCUGUUGCAGGGCUAUCCGCAGCCACUCUCACAGUCGCAGUCGACUCGUCCGAGCGAAUCCGAAAAGAGUCUUCCUCUGCCCGAGCCUGGCCAGCCAGCCCCGGCCGGAGAUGCUGCCGCUAUUCCGAUCGACGGGGCAAAGGCCCAGCCCGGAGCCGCCCCUGGGAGCACUCUCGCCCCGCGAUCCCCGCCUAUCCUCAUCGGCUCGCCAAAUGUCCAACCCGGCUCGCUCUCGUCCUCGACUCCUUACGACAAUUCCUCUGCCGUCGAGGUGUCACCCUUGACGAGGGCCACCCUCUUUGCCCAGGCUGCCGGCAAGACCGACCUCAAGUUCGACAUUGACGACAUCAUCCAGCGGCUCAUCCAGGCCAGAUCCCAAAAAUUCAGCAAAACCCCAUGCAUCAAAAACUCUGAAAUCACCUGGAUAUGCCAAAAGAUCCGCGAGGUCUUGUUGGACCAGCCUGUGUUAUUGGAGCUGAACCCGCCCGUCCACAUCGUCGGCGACAUCCAUGGGCAGUACAAUGACCUGUGCCGAGUCUUUGACAUGUGUGGCUACCCGCCGUCAGCCAACUACCUGUUUUUGGGCAAGUACCCUUAUUUGCUGUGCAACAGCCGCGACUAUGUCGAUCGAGGAAAGCAGAGUCUCGAGACCAUCCUGCUGCUCUUUUCGUACAAAAUCAAGUACCCAGAGAACUUUUUCAUCCUGCGAGGCAAUCACGAAUCCGCAUCCGUGAACCGAGUCUAUGGAUUUUACGAUGAGUGCAAAAGACGGUGUAACUUGAAGAUCUGGAAGGUCUUCACCGAUGCUUUCAACUGCCUGCCCAUCGCAGCCAUCGUUGCUGAGUUGAUUUUUCUCGCUAUCUUCUGCGUUCAUGGCGGGCUGUCACCGAGCCUAAACAACAUGGAUGAGGUUCGCAUGAUCGAGCGACCUUGCGACGUCCCGGACUUUGGUCUGCUCAACGAUCUUCUGUGGUCCGAUCCGAGCGAAACUGCCAUUGAUUGGGAGGACAACGAGCGCGGCGUUAGCUACUGCUUUGGGAAAACAAUCGUGACUGAGUUUUUGGCCAAGCACGACUUUGAUCUGGUCUGCCGAGCACACAUGGUUGUGGAGGAAGGAUACGAGUUCUUCAACGACCGGACUCUUGUCACCAUCUUCUCGGCCCCCAACUACUGUGGUGAAUUUGAUAACAAGGGAGCGGUCAUGGCCGUGAACGAGGAGCUGAUGUGCUCCUUCGAGAUUCUGCAGCCAAAGAUCAUACAGCCCCAGUUUGGCCGCAAUAAGCGACGACUAUCGCCGCCAAUGCUCCCCUCUGUCACGCCUUAA
Polychytrium aggregatum is the source of this 1356-nucleotide messenger RNA. Its product is annotated as serine/threonine protein phosphatase Pzh1. The transcript is spliced from 14 exons. Gene Ontology annotation, cellular component: nucleus; cytoplasm. Gene Ontology annotation, molecular function: protein serine/threonine phosphatase activity. The record is from RefSeq and is a predicted model, not a curated record. NCBI's taxonomy places the organism in Eukaryota, Fungi, Chytridiomycota, Chytridiomycetes, Polychytriales. Bases 1 to 1356 code for a protein of 451 amino acids.